AUGGCGAUCGAUAUCUCAGAUGGAGUUGCCACACUAAUAAUCAAAGCCACCGACGAUAGUACAACAGAGCCCGAGACCAAGGAUGUCCAGUAUGAGCCUGAGGGCACCCUCUGUGAUUUCCGCACCCUCUACCAGACAAAGCCCGAUGUAUAUGGCAAACACUCAUGGACCAAAGAAGUACCCAUCGACUUGCCCGAUCCUGUCGAGGAUGCAGAGUCAGCACAAUACGCACUUAUCGUGAGAAAGGAAAAGUGCUAUGAUGGACGCAGGAGCUUGUCUAUUCAUUCCGUCAUAGUUCAAAGCGAGCGUCUCAAGGAGUUUUUGAAAAAGGCACUGAAGGAUUAUCCUGGUAUCACACCGACCUUGCAGCGCCUUGAGAUCACAUUACCUUUCCGGCCUUUUGUUCAUCGAUGGGAAGAAAUCACCAAAUUGCGAGAUGAAGAGCAGGAUCCAACUGCCAAGGCUCAUGUGGAUCUGUUCUACCGCAUCAUGGACGGGGAACUCAGGGAUGUGAUUAACCGCAAGAACGACCUGGUUGCCAAAGGUGUCAUCACUCACGAGUUGGCUUGGACAAUCCUGGAACCUCAAGGUGUGUUCCUUUCGUCGAGUGAUGGAGCACUACGUGCGUAUUCGUCCACGCAAGCAUCAGCGGGAUAUGAACUAUUGCAACAUGAUUAUCUCGAAGUCGAAUACGUUGAGUUUGACGGAAGCAAGUUCGGAUACAAAUACACAGAGUUCACGAUACCCCACUUUGCGGGCACUAUACCAAUUACCUCACUGCCUAUCUUUCCACUCGAAUACCACCCAGAAAAGGAUAUUGUCCAAGAGGUGUUGACUGCACGGGGCAAGAAGUGGGAAUCGUACAAGGGGUACCAUUUCAAAUCCUAUGAAGAUCCUUCGACCAGCACGAGCUCCAAAAGUCAAGACAACAAUUUAGGCGACACCAAAUAUCAUGUCGAGCGGCGCGUCAUCAUCGACACUGAGGCAUACAAGCUUUUUGGGCAUAUGCAGGAAGUCCACCUUGACAGGGAGAUCGAUGGAGAACUGGAUGAUGCGCAGCGCCUCAUUGCAACCCCAAUGCUCCGUGGAUAUUCUCUGAAUGACAAGGAAUGGGAUUCGUUCCACGUGGAUCAUUUGAAAGACAUUGAGUGGAAUGAGCAGGCCUUUGAGUCACUAGUCCUACCGCGGGAGCAGCAGGGGCUCAAGGACGUGAUCUUGGCCGUCGCAAAGGCUCAAUCCAAGAAAGUGGAUACAUUUGACGAUGUCGCUCGGGGAAAAGGCCAGGGGUUCAUUAUGCAGCUCAGCGGUCCUCCGGGGGUCGGAAAGACCCUGACUGCGGAGAGCGUUGCUGAGGUUAUGAAAGUGCCUCUUUAUGUCAUGAGCGCGGGUGACCUUGGAGUUGACGCUAGUGUCUUCGAAACAAAAUUGAAACGCAUCCUGCAGCUGGUUCCCAAGUGGGGUGCUCUUCUAUUGCUUGAUGAGGCUGAUGUCUUCAUGGAAGCCCGUGAUUCAAGCAAUCUCGAUCGCAAUGAGCUUGUCUCUAUCUUCUUGAGAAUACUUGAAUACUACGAGGGUAUUCUCUUCUUGACCACCAACCGUACACAGAAUAUCGAUCCUGCCUUCGAGUCUCGGAUCCACCUUUCCCUCACCUACAAAGAGCUCGAUGCGGAAUCCAGGCGCCAGAUUUGGAGACAGUUCCUAACCCGCUCAUCGAACAUUGAGGCCUUCACGGAUGAGCAACUUGACCAGGUGGCCGAGCUGCAAUUGAACGGUCGCCAGAUCAAGAAUGUGAUCAAGACAGCCGGUCUCUUGGCUUGGUCCAAGGAACGUGAGCUUCGAUAUGAAGAUCUGAAGACGGUGCUUGCUCUGGACGAUUUGCAAAAGUAA
Penicillium samsonianum is the source of this 1887-nucleotide messenger RNA. RefSeq names its product ATP-binding protein. The record is from RefSeq and is a predicted model, not a curated record. Bases 1 to 1887 code for a protein of 628 amino acids. Lineage: Eukaryota; Fungi; Ascomycota; Eurotiomycetes; Eurotiales; Aspergillaceae. Gene Ontology annotation, molecular function: ATP binding; ATP hydrolysis activity. The transcript is spliced from 3 exons.